Cephus cinctus (wheat stem sawfly) is the source of this 4016-nucleotide messenger RNA. Its product is annotated as angiotensin-converting enzyme. Gene Ontology annotation, biological process: proteolysis. The record is from RefSeq and is a predicted model, not a curated record. Gene Ontology annotation, cellular component: plasma membrane. The transcript is spliced from 18 exons. Lineage: Eukaryota; Metazoa; Arthropoda; Insecta; Hymenoptera; Cephidae. Gene Ontology annotation, molecular function: metallopeptidase activity; peptidyl-dipeptidase activity; FAD binding. The coding region runs from base 464 to 3853 and encodes 1129 amino acids.
CCUAUGACUUACGUGGAAUAAAUAAUAGACAAAAUUCUUUAGAUAUUUUCCUUUUAAAAAGAACUUUAUUAAUCUCAUAUCUAGCUGCCAAGAACAUAUGUAUACAUGUGAUGUGCACUGGCUUUGAUAUCGGCCCGACUUACACUGAGAUACUGUUUAGACCAAAAGCUGAUAGAAAUCAAUAUAUCUACGAAUAAUUAGAUUAUCAAAGAGCGAACUAGUCUCCUAAUCCGAUAAAGCCCAUAUCACAUAGAGACAAAUUUUUAUUCUACAAAAAUAUCAGAGAUUUCCUUAAUUAAUUUGACUGGUUAGAUAAUAUCGAGAAGAUAAAAUAAUAGGCCAGUGUAAACCAGGCUUCUCCGCUGUCUGAUCAAGCCCGGUAAAUCUACUAGAUACAGUUGAAUGCCCUAGGCACGGCUAGGCAGAGUGUGGUGUCGCAAAAGAAUAAAGAUUCGAGCAAAAAAUGGAUGCUUUAAAAAACAGUAUCAUAAAAUGGCUAGAAGAUAAUCGUUCUUUAGUUGUUCUAUUCUUCUGCCUACCUGCUAGUUACAUUUUUGAUAAAGUUCUUGGAAUUUAUAUUUGGAUAUAUCGUGAACUUUUUUACUCGAGCCAGAAACACGAUGAGAAAGUUAAGGUUAUACAGAGACAAGUACAAAAAUGGGCUGAACAGCCUCAAGCACAGAGAAAACUUUUGUGCACCGCUCGUCCUAAUUGGCUGUCACUUAGCACAACAUUUUUUAGAAAGGAUCUCUGUGAAAGGAUACCUAUACCCUUGUACGACAUUCUGCAUUUGAAUGAAGAGAAAAUGACAGUCAAAGUAGAACCAAUGGUAACAGUUGGUGAAAUAACGAAUUAUCUAAUCCCACGCGGUUACACGCUAGCUGUAACAUUGGAAAUCAAAGAUGCCACAUUAGGAGGUCUUGCUAUAGGUACUGGAAUGACUACCCAUUCUCACAAGGCUGGCUUGUAUCAAGAAACCAUUAAAUCUUACGAGGUAAUCCUAGGCGAUGGGAGUUUAGUGAAAGCCACCAAAACAGAAAAUAAAGAUCUUUAUGCAACUUUGCCAUGGUCACAUGGUUCUCUGGGUUUCCUGGUAGCACUUGAACUUGAAAUAAUAAAGGUUAAACCCUAUGUAAAAUUGACCUAUGCACCAGUAAUAGGUCAAAAAAAUUAUUGUCAUGCUGUAAGAGAUGCUUCAGGAGCAAAUGGCGAGAAGCAGGAUAUACCAGAUUUUGUCGAAUUGACAAUAUUUAGUAAAACGGAAGCAGUUCUCAUGUGUGGUGAUUUUUCUGAAAAUGAUCCAAAUUUACCAAUUAACAACUGUGCAAGAUGGUACAAGCCCUGGUUCUAUGAAUACACCAGACAAUUUUUAGAAUCUGGUCCUUAUCAGGAAUUGAUACCAUUGAGAGAUUAUCUAUUGAGACACAACAGAUCAAUAUUCUGGGUAGUGCAAGACAUGUUACCAGCUGGUAACAAAUGGUGGUUUCGAUAUCCGUUGGGAUGGUUAUUGCCACCAAAACCUGCUUUUUUAAAAUGGACCACAACUCCUGGUGUUCGAGAAUAUACUUUCACAAAACAGGUUUUUCAAGACAUAGUUUUACCAAUCAGCGAACUGGAAAGACAAGUCGACACGGCUGUGGACCUUUUCCAAACUUUUCCCCUUUUGGUUUAUCCAUGUCGUGUUUACGCUCGUGGCAAAGGUUCCGGUCAAGUUCCGUCGCCGGACAAGAAGUACUUGGUUUCCGGUACAAACUACGCCAUGUACAACGAUCUUGGUAUUUAUGGAGUGCCAGGACAAGUGAAAAGCAAGACACCGUACGAUCCUGUAUCGGCCAUGAGGAAAAUGGAAAAGUUUACGAGGGACGUUGGAGGCUUCAGUUUUCUUUACGCUGACAUUUUUAUGACCAAAGAAGAAUUCGAGGAAAUGUUUGAUUUGAGUUUGUACGAGAAGGGACUCAAUGUCAAUCUGGGAAAAGCUCUUCAAUUUUUACGUGAAUACGAUAGAGAAGCAUCUAUCAUGUGUAAUGCAGUGACCAAUGCACAAUGGAAUUUUGCAACUAAUAUCACUGACUUGAAUCGUCGAAAAAUGUUGGAGGAGCAAACACGAAAAAUGAAAUUUGACAGAGCAUCCUGGCGCAAAGCUGUUAGCUUUGCUUGGAGUCGAGUUCCCGAUCCAUUAACUAGAAGACAACUUAAAAUGAUAGCUGUACGAGGAAGAAGUUCUUUGACCGAUGAUAAAUUCAAUGAGAUACAUCACUUGAUAGCAGAAAUGAAAGAAUUGUAUACUAGAACCAGAUUAUGUCCAUACAAAAAAAUGGGUAGUACUUGCAACUUCAGUUUGGAUAAUGAAGUCAGUAAAGUCAUGGCGCAAUCCAAAAAUUAUGAUGAACUGCUGUAUUAUUGGAGAUCUUGGCACGAAGCUGUCGGGCCGCCAUUAAAAAAUAAAUAUAUGAGAUACGUGCAACUGGCUAAUCAAGCAGCACGUUUAAACGGAUUUGCUGAUGCUGGAGAUCAGAUGAGAGAAGCUUUUGAGGAUGAUUAUUUUCAACAAAACAUAGCUGAGGCUAUUUCGGCCAUUACGCCAUUGUACAAGAAUUUAUUUACUUAUGUACGAACUAAACUUAUUGAACGUUAUGGUGAUAAGAUUAGAAGGGAUGGUCCAUUACCGGCUCAUAUACUAGGAAAUAUGUGGGCUCAAAAUUGGGAAGGGAUUUAUGAUAUCGUACAGCCAUUUCCUGCUGCCCGAAAGUUAGACGUUACUUUAGAUAUGAUACUGGAAGGAUACACGCCAUUAAGGAUGUUUCAGGAUGCACAGAAAUUCUUUACCUCUAUGGGAAUGAAGCCUAUGCCACCAGAAUUUUGGAGAUACUCUAUUUUCGAAAAACCUAUUGACAGAGAGAUCAAAUGUACAGCCAGUGCUUGGGAUUUUUGUAAUAGAAUUGAUUACAGAAUUAAACAGUGCACCAAAGUUACAAUGGAGGAUUUCUUAUCCACUCAUCAUGAAAUGUCACACUUGCAAUAUUAUUUACAGUAUAAAGAUCAGCCAUUAUUGUUUCGACAAGAAGCUCUACCAGGUUUUCAUGAAGCAGUCAGUGACGCUAUAGGUUUAUCGGUUUUUACACCUAAGCAUCUGCACGACAUUGGACUUUAUAAUAAUUCCACAGAUGAUUACGAGAUGAAUAUUAAUUUUCUAAUGCUAAUGGCUCUGCAGAAAGUAACUUACAUGCCCUUUGCUUACAUAGUAGAUCAGUGGAGAUGGAGGGUUUUCAGUGAUGGUGUGGCAGAUAUGACAACGAGAUGGUGGGAAUUAAGAUUGCAAUAUCAAGGAAUAGUACCACCAAUAUCAAGAUCAGAAAGAGAUUUUGAUCCAGCAUCCAAGUAUCAUGUCCCCGCCGACAUACCUUAUGCUAAAUAUUUCGUCGGCGUUGUAAUGCAAUUUCAAUUAUACGAAUCCUUGUGUGAAAUUUCCGGCCAUAUUGGCGAAUUACAUACGUGCGACAUUUACAACUCAAGAGAAGCAGGAAGAUUACUCUCCGACGUAUUGUCUGUGGGUGCUUCGAGAAACUGGAAAGAUGUUAUUAGAGAAUUAACUAGAGGUAAAACAAACCGGAUAGACGCAAGCGCAAUGUUAAGAUAUUUUGAACCACUGAAUGUAUGGCUCAAAAGACAAAAUCAAAUGGAGCCUGCUAUUGGAUGGAUCACUAAUCAUGAAGAUACAGAAAUUCUUACUUCUGUUUCAGCCCUAUUUGCGCAUUGGUAUAAAAGCACAGGGACCACUCAGAUUUCCGAUUUAACUGUUACAUUAUUAUUAAUUAUCUCAUUGUUUAAUUUAUUAGGAAGAUUUAUAAUUUAAAUUUUCUUUCACAAAGACUUGUAUAUAUAGCUUGCAAUUCUUACAAUUAGUGUCACUUGUACAUACUUAAGAUUGACACGAUUAAUCGAGUGUAUUUAUUGAAGUUGAGUAUCACUCUAAUUAAAUAAUAAAUCCAAAUUAUUAUUCAAGUGUAUAAUAAACA